Molecule: messenger RNA, 1640 nt
Organism: Camarhynchus parvulus
Lineage: Eukaryota; Metazoa; Chordata; Aves; Passeriformes; Thraupidae
Gene: TINAG
Product: tubulointerstitial nephritis antigen
Exons: 11
Coding region: 1-1410 (469 amino acids)
Biological process (GO): proteolysis
Cellular component (GO): lysosome
Molecular function (GO): cysteine-type peptidase activity
Source: RefSeq, a predicted model, not a curated record
AUGUGGCACAAAAUUCAGAUAUUGCUCUUAUAUUGCAUUGCCAGUGAAGUUUCAAUGACAAAACGUCUUGAUUCUAGAAGAAGUUUCCCCAAAGGACUUUACUCUGUAAAAGACAGUGGUUCUGCUAAGUGGAACAGGAUUAUAAGGAGCCUGUAUCAGGGAAGUUCCUGCAGGAUACGAGGCUGUUGCACAGGAAGAGAUGAUGACUGCAGCUUUACCAUUGUCUCCAGAGGAGCUGUAUGUUACUGUGACCAGUACUGCACCUCGGGCUCUCCAGGGCCUGUAGACUGCUGUACUGACUACUGGGAUGUCUGCAACCACGCCGUGGAGCCCACCAGGUCAGAGGAGCCUUGGCCGCCUCCAGCAUGGGGUUGUUAUAAAGAUGGCCGAUAUUACGGAGAAGGAACAAUAAUUAAAGACAACUGCAAUUCCUGCAAAUGUUUCAACAGUCUCUGGAAAUGUUCAACAGAUGUAUGCCUUGUUCGCCAAGACUUAAUUCAGCACAUCAAUUCUGGAGAUUUUGGAUGGAAAGCUGACAACUACAGUCAGUUCUGGGGAAUGACAGUGGAAGAAGGUUUCAAAAAGCGCCUGGGCACUUUCCCUCCAUCUCAUUCUUUGCUGAAUAUGAGAGAAGCUCCUGGAAAGUCACUUCCAGAAGAAAAGUUUCCUGCAAUCUUUUCAGCCAUUUAUGAGUGGCCUGAUUGGAUUCAUGAUCCUUUGGAUCAGCGAAACUGUGGAGCAUCCUGGGCUUUUUCAACCGCAAGUGUUGCAGCAGAUAGAAUAGCAAUUCAUUCAAAGGGUCAGAUCACAGACAACCUUUCUGCUCAGAACUUGAUCUCUUGUGAUACCAGGAAUCAACAGGGAUGUAAUGGUGGAAGCAUUGAUGGUGCCUGGACAUAUCUGAAAACACAUGGGGUUGUAUCAUAUGCUUGUUAUCCAUCAUUUUGGAACAAACACCUGGGGCCAUCAGCUGAAAAACAGUGUUAUGUGUUGAGUGAAUAUGGAAAAAACUAUACAAACGGGCCAUGUCCCAAUGCUUUUGAAAAAUCCAAUCGGUUAUACCGGUGUGCCUCUCACUACAGAGUGUCCUCAAAAGAAACUGAUAUAAUGAAAGAAAUCAAGGAGAGAGGACCAGUGCAAGCAAUAAUGAAAGUGUAUGAAGAUUUUUUCCUUUACAAAGAGGGAAUAUAUCGACACUCCCAGAAAGCAGGAUCUAAAUGGAAAACUCAUUCAGUCAAACUCCUUGGGUGGGGAGCAUUACCUGACAAAAAUGGACAGAAACAGAAGUUUUGGAUUGCUGCAAAUUCCUGGGGAAAAUCCUGGGGAGAAAAUGGUUAUUUUAGGAUACUUCGUGGACAAAAUGAGUGUGAUAUUGAGAAGCUGAUUUUAGCUACUUUGGGACAACCAUAGUUUAUCUGUACCAUACUCUGCUUGAUGUAUCUAUUCUUUCCAUCGUUGUAUAUUGAGUCUUUAUGGGGGAAAAAAUGAUGUCUUCUCUCUAAGUUACCUUUCUAAUAGCCCUCAUGGAGUCUUCCUGACUUGAACACAGACAUCAUAGCACUCUUGGAUCUCACCUGGUACAAAAAACCCUUUCGACUAAAAGCAUGUUAUAUCCAGGACUACUGGAAACCUUGAUGUCU